Molecule: messenger RNA, 678 nt
Organism: Diabrotica virgifera virgifera (western corn rootworm)
Lineage: Eukaryota; Metazoa; Arthropoda; Insecta; Coleoptera; Chrysomelidae
Product: piggyBac transposable element-derived protein 2-like
Exons: 4
Coding region: 1-678 (225 amino acids)
Molecular function (GO): sequence-specific DNA binding
Source: RefSeq, a predicted model, not a curated record
AUGGCAGCCGACAGUUCAAUGUAUGUACGAGGAAGAUAUGGCAAGGGGUUACUUUUUCACAAACUUCUGGAGACUCUCGAAGAAGAAAAUGAAAUGCCUGAAUAUAUAUUGAUUUUUCCUCCCGAAGAACCUCCUGAUUUCUCGGAUGAAGAAGUGGCCGGCGAUACCAAUCAUCUUCCAGCUCGUAUCCUGCGCUCUCAAGUUCCUGAACCCGACAACGAAUACCGGCCAAAUGUAGAGGAUCUUUUGAAAGAAACAGUUAAAAGCCCGAUUGACGUAUUUAGGUGUUACUUUACACAAGAUAUAAUAGAGCACAUUGUUCGCGAAACAAACUCUUAUGCCGGGCAAAAAUUAGUUCAUAACCUGAACGCCACUUCGGCAGAAAUUUUAACGUUUGUUGGGGUUAUGCUCUUAUCGGGAUAUCAUCCACUGCCUUGCAGACGGCUUUACUGGACUGUAGAUGAAGACGUUCAUACACCAAUAGUCUCAAAUGCAAUGAGACGAAAUCGUUUUGACGAACUCAUGAGUUUCAUUCAUCUCGCCGAUAAUCAGUCCAAUGACGGUACUGAUCGAAUGUACAAAAUUCGCGCUUUGUUAGAUAUGCUAAAUUCUGCAUUCAAGCAAAUUACUCCUGGUCCCUCUGUUAGCGUCGAUGAGAGUACCAUAGAAGUUCCGUGA